UGAGCAGAUCUGUUCUUCCAUUUACUCGAAAAUUGAUUUGUCUGAUACUCUGUAUUGAGCUCUUCUUUCCUCUCUCUGCUCCCUCCCUUCGAGGGUUUUUAUUUUCUUUCUUUUAUUUUUUUCUCCUCUUCCCUACUUGUUUUCGUUUGUUUUUUCGUUUGUUUUCUUUUUCUUUUUCUUUUUUCCUUGUUUUUUCUUCGUUCUGAAGCCCCCCAAUUCAAGAUCUUCGUCUCCUUCAUCUCAAUCUCACUCUUCGUGAAAGAUGCAGUAUCAGAGGCUUAGACAGCAGGCAAUGAUGCAGCAGUCUCUGUAUCCCCACCCCGGUCUCCUGGCCGCUCCUCAGAUAGAGCCUAUCUUGAGUGGAAACCUGCCUCCUGGCUUUGAUUCAAGUACAUGCCGCAGUGUAUAUAGAGUUCCUCAUUGGGUUUGGCAUUUGUUGAUUGAUCUCCAUGACACUUCACAUCAUGAUCAUUGUUUGCUAAAACUGAUACCAUUCUGGUAUGUUGGAAACAUUCAUCCUCAAGUCACCGAGCCUCUUCUUCAAGAAGUUUUCUCAAGUAUUGGACCCAUUGAAGGAUGUAAGCUCAUUAGGAAGGAGAAGUCAUCCUAUGGUUUUGUGGACUACUUUGAUCGCAGAUCGGCUGCAGUUGCUAUUAUUUCUCUCAAUGGAAGAAACCUGUUUGGACAACCUAUAAAAGUUAAUUGGGCAUAUGCAAGUAGUCAGAGAGAGGACACAUCUGGUCAUUUUAAUAUAUUUGUUGGUGAUCUUAGCCCUGAGGUUACUGAUGCUACGUUGUUUGCAUGCUUUUCUGUUUACCCCAGUUGUUCGGAUGCAAGGGUUAUGUGGGAUCAGAAAACUGGACGGUCGAGGGGUUAUGGGUUUGUUGCCUUUCGGAAUGAGCAGGAUGCUCAAAGUGCAAUUAAUGACAUAAAUGGAAAGUGGCUUGGGAGUCGACAGAUUAGGUGUAAUUGGGCCACGAAAGGUGCUAAUUCUGGUGAUGACAAACAGAGUUCAGAUUCCAGAAGUGUUGUAGAGCUUACGACUGGAACUUCAGAAGGUGGUCAAGAGAAAUCCAAUGAGGAGGCACCUGAGAACAAUCCUCAAUACACAACCGUAUAUGUGGGAAAUCUUGCUCCCGAGGUUACUUCAGUUGAUCUCCACCGUUAUUUUCAUGCCCUUGGUGCCGGGACAAUUGAAGAUGUUAGAGUACAACGGGAUAAAGGUUUUGGUUUUGUGAGAUACAGCACUCAUGCUGAAGCAGCUCUAGCCAUUCAAAUGGGCAAUGCUCGAGUUCUCUGUGGCAAACCAAUUAAGUGCUCAUGGGGCAGCAAGCCAACCCCGCCAGGGACUAAUUCUACCCCUCUUCCACCACCAAAUGUGGGACACAUGCCAGGUCUCUCUGCGGCUGACCUUGCUGCCUAUGAACGGCAAAUGACAUUGAGCAAAAUGGGUGCGGCACAAGCGCUAAUGCAUCCACAGGCGGCUCAACAUGCCCUCAAGCAGGCAGCCAUGGGAAUGGGGAUGGGAAUUGGGAUGGGUGGUGCUGGCACUAGUCAAACUAUAUAUGAUGGUGGGUUCCAAAAUAUUGCAACCACCCAACAGCUCAUGUACUACUAGGUAUUUGGAUUGCUGUAUGAUGCUUGUAGUUCAUUGUCGAACUAAAGAAAUAGUGUUGCGUCUUUUGGGAUUAUGACCCAAGAACUAUCUUAAAUUGCUGCGUUUGGCAAUGUAGUGGUAGGCUGGUAGGGGGGGAUAUUGCAGAGUGAUUUUAAUUUGUUUACUUUUAAUGGUUGUUCUAGUUUGUAAUAUCUUGCUAGAGAAAAUACGGUGGCACAUCUGGAAAUAAGUUCCAAUCCUCGAAUCUUGAUAGCCCUCUAAAUUACUUCAUUACAGUUUCCUUUUUCAAAGGUUUA
Molecule: messenger RNA, 1914 nt
Organism: Momordica charantia (bitter melon)
Lineage: Eukaryota; Viridiplantae; Streptophyta; Magnoliopsida; Cucurbitales; Cucurbitaceae
Product: oligouridylate-binding protein 1
Cellular component (GO): cytosol
Molecular function (GO): mRNA binding
Source: RefSeq, a predicted model, not a curated record